Daucus carota subsp. sativus is the source of this 3321-nucleotide messenger RNA. RefSeq names its product putative pectinesterase/pectinesterase inhibitor 22. Gene Ontology annotation, molecular function: pectinesterase activity; pectinesterase inhibitor activity. The record is from RefSeq and is a predicted model, not a curated record. The transcript is spliced from 2 exons. The coding region runs from base 1576 to 3186 and encodes 536 amino acids. Gene Ontology annotation, biological process: cell wall modification. NCBI's taxonomy places the organism in Eukaryota, Viridiplantae, Streptophyta, Magnoliopsida, Apiales, Apiaceae.
GGAACCAAAGUUGUAAAAAGCGGAGUCGAACUCUAAGAGCAUCUCCAACGGCGUUGGUUAUAAUCGUUGGCUAAAUUGAACCUGUAAGAUAUUAUGUAAAAUUUGCUGAACCCGUAAAACAUUUUGCUUCAAUGGUAUUGGCUAUAUUAGUUGGUUAUAAUUUAAAAAGAGUAUGUUAUUAAUAUUUUAUAUUGUUAAAAUAGAAUAUAUCAGUUCAGUAUAGUAAUAAAUGAUGUGCAAUUUUUCUAUAGAUUUCUUACAGACCUGUAGAGGUUCGACAAAUUUAGCCAUCCAUAGGAGGUUGGCUAAAUUUAUAGACAACAGCUGAGCAUGGUUGGAGUUGAGUUUUUCGCACUGUUGGCUAAAUUUUUUUAUUUUAGGUAUGCCAAUUCACCUUUUAACCAAGGGCUCUCAAUGGUUGGAGAUGCUCUAACCACGCUUUUGUAAUGUUUAAAGUUCGACCACAAAUUUGCAAAUUGGUCUAAACUUCAGCCACACUCUUGGGAUUUACUCGCACAUUUUAUGUUCAAAUUUUAUCUUCAAUAACAAAUAAAUAUGUGUAUUCUAAUAAACGUUUUAAAAUUCUGUUUGAGGAGAUUAUUUGAAAGUCAAUUUGACUCCCAAAAUAUUUCCCCACCAUUUUGUCAAUUUCAUAUCACAUAAAAUAUUAUCAAAUUGAUCGUGUAUCAUAUUUUCAAGCGAGUUUCAAACCAUUAUGACAAAUUAAUUUACUGUCCUGAUGACAUCCAUGUUAGAGAUCUAGCACUUCUGUACAUGCCAACGAGGUGGUAUAUGAGACUGUGAGCUGUUUAUUAAUAGCACCAAAAGUUGAUACUCAUAAAAUAUUGCGGGGUUAUAAUUUAGAAAUGAAAAGAUGUGAUACAUGAGUACUCACACUUUUAUAAAGAUGGAGAUCAUGCUCGAUCUUCAGCCUUAAGCUUCAACUUUAUAUUUGACAAUGCUUAUUUUGUUUUGGUAUAAAUCAUCAGAGAAAUGUUACAUAUUAAAUUAUGUUUAAGUGGUUUUUUCAAAUAACGUGACAAAUAAAUGUUUAAUUUAAAUUGAAGAUUUAUAUCAUUAUUAUUAAUAUGAGUGUAACCAAUCAAACAUUGUCGGUCGAGAAAAAAUUUGAAAACAAUUUUUGAUAUAGCUUACAUUUUUCGGAUCAUUAAUUGCGACUCCCUCCAUCUCAGCAGGUUGUUUACGUUCACUGUUUGCACGCAUUUUGAGUCUCUUAUAAAGUAUAGUUCAAUAAUGUUUUCUAAUUAAUUUAAAUGUCAAAUUUUUAUUCAGAAAAAAAAUUGAAAAAACAUUAAUAUUGUUCGAUAUGAACAUAUAGUUAUACUUAUCGAUCGGAAUGAAGUAAAAGCAACUUCCAAGCAAAAGAAUGUUUUGUGCAACUACAUGCAAGGAAGCUUAACUUGAGCUUUUUCAUGAGAAAAAGCAUAUAAUCUACAAAAGACAACCCUUUCUUUAUUAACAAUCAAUACCCUCCCCGGUUUCUACAUAUAUGAAAUAUAUCUUUUGUGUAAGAUUAAUUGUUACCACUUGUCAUUUUUACAAACAAGAAAAACAAUGAAUGUAUUUCUUCUUCUGAUUCUUAUUUUACCCUGCCAUACAGUCCUCUCUCAUGCUCCAGUUUCAGAGAACCACGAAAACCCAGCCAUGCAGGCCUUGAUUGAUCAAGCUUGCAUGAACAUCAAAAACCACACUUCCUGCCUCUCCAGUGUCCGAUCCAAGAUUAAUCCCCACACAAAACAUCAAAACCGUAACUCCAUCCUCAAAGCCGCCCUCGAAACCACACUCGACGAGACGCGGCGAGCCAUUGAAACGGUCACCAAAUUCCACACUUUAUCCGUGAGCUCCCGCGAGCAAAUUGCAAUACAAGACUGCAAAGAAUUACUCGAUUUUUCGGUCUCGGAACUAUCAUGGUCUUUGCUGGAAAUGAAGAGCAUCCGAGCUGGCUCCGGAAACAAGCACUACGAAGGUAACAUGAAGGCGUGGCUCAGCGCUGCCUUGAGUAACCAAGACACGUGCCUCGAAGGAUUCGAAGGCACGGAUCGACAUCUGGUCGGUUUUAUCAAGGGGAGUCUAACGCAAGUCACGCAGCUUAUUAGUAAUGUUCUAGGUUUGUAUGUUCAGUUACACAGCACACCUUUUAGGCCUGGUAGAAAUGUUACAUCGUAUAACGUUGACAUGGAUUUUCCGAAGUGGAUUACUGAUGGUGACAGAGAACUUGUGCUUUCGGGGCAGAAUGGAAUGCAUGUUGAUUUCGUGGUGGCUGCGGAUGGCACGGGGCAUUACAGAUCGAUUUCGCAAGCGAUUUAUGAAGCGCCGAGUUAUAGUAAGAGGAGGUUUGUGAUAUAUGUGAAGAGAGGGGUUUAUAGGGAGAAUAUUGAUAUGAAGAAGAAAAAGACCAAUAUUAUGCUUGUAGGGGAUGGAAUUGGAGCCACCAUCAUAACCGGUAAUAGGAAUUUCAUGCAGGGUUGGACUACAUUCCGAACAGCUACUGUUGCUGUAUCUGGAAAAGGAUUCAUAGCAAGAGACAUUACAUUCCGAAACACAGCCGGCCCCCAAAACUUCCAAGCUGUCGCCCUCCGUGUCGACUCUGAUCAAUCUGCAUUCUACAGGUGCAGCAUGGAAGGCUAUCAAGACACACUCUACGCUCACUCUCUCCGCCAAUUCUUCCGUGAAUGCAGCAUUUACGGCACCAUAGACUUCAUCUUCGGCAACGGUGCUGCAGUCCUCCAAAACUGCAAGAUUUUCACAAGGGAACCAUUACCACUCCAAAAGGUCACCAUCACAGCCCAAGGCCGGAAAAGCCCGAACCAGAGCACGGGCUUCUCGAUCCAAGAUAGUUAUGUUUAUGCGACCAAGCCCACCUACUUGGGAAGACCAUGGAAGCAGUAUUCCAGGACUGUUUUCAUGAAUACUUUUAUGACAGCACAGGUCCAGCCCAGAGGGUGGCUAGAAUGGUAUGGGGACUUUGCUUUGGGUACGUUGUGGUAUGGGGAAUAUAAAAAUUAUGGGCCGGGUGGGUCGCUGUCUGGACGGGUUCCGUGGCCCGGUUAUCAUAAGAUUACGGAUCCUUCUACUGCUAGCUUUUUUACUGUAGGACGUUUUAUCGACGGGAGGGCAUGGCUGCCGGCUACUGGCGUAAAAUUCUCAGCUGGUUUAGCAAAUUAAUUAUAUCAAUAUCGACUAGAUACAAAUUAAUACCGAGUUUCUUUCAUCACUUUAUCUUGAAGACACCCCUUGUUUCUCCUCGAAUAUAUUCUUUUUAAGAUGAUUAGUUAUCAAUUUUCAUUAUCUUCUUAUAAC